Molecule: messenger RNA, 1260 nt
Organism: Drosophila kikkawai
Lineage: Eukaryota; Metazoa; Arthropoda; Insecta; Diptera; Drosophilidae
Product: zinc finger protein Paris
Biological process (GO): regulation of DNA-templated transcription
Cellular component (GO): nucleus
Molecular function (GO): RNA polymerase II cis-regulatory region sequence-specific DNA binding; DNA-binding transcription factor activity, RNA polymerase II-specific; zinc ion binding
Source: RefSeq, a predicted model, not a curated record
UUAAGCUUCCGACAAGCAACAAACAAAGCAUCAUACAAUUUGUCCAAAGUAAAAAAGAUAUAAAUAACAAAUUAACAAAUUUAAUUACAUUAAAAUAAUGGAGAACCUGUGUCGAAUAUGUGGCACUCACUCCCUUACCUUGGUGGGUAUUUUUGACCAGCGCCAAAGACGCCAAUUCAAAGGCGAAGUGGAACCCAAUCUCGCCGACAUGGUAACAAAGUGCGCCGAAGUUCACAUAGAUCCUGGAGAUCAACUGCCACAGAAAAUCUGCAGGAACUGCAUCCAGGACGCUCAAAUAGCUUAUAGAUUUAAGCGCAGAUGCGAACAAAGCUAUCAGAAAUUCUACUUGGCGAUUGCCAAUCAGCCGGAAAUCAAGAAGGAGUUGGAAGUCCCCGGAGAUAAUUUUACCAACCAGGAGCAGUACGACAAGGCUGUGGAAUUGAAGAUGCGGGUGGAAAUAAGCCCCGAAAGGAAAUGUGCCAAAGUAGAACUGCCGAAACAGGUUGCUAGGCAAACAAGACUGACAAAGAAGACCCAAGAGCCAAGAACUGAGUCCAUCAAGGGUAUUCAGCACCAAGAGAACCUGUUGGAAUAUAAUAAAGUUCACAAAAAUACCAGCGUUUGCCAAACCUGCGGAGAGCCCUUUCUGUUGAAGACCGACUUGGAUAAGCAUUCGUGUUUCAACUCCAGCGACCCCUCUGUUGAGUGUCUUGUUUGCCUAAAGGUCUUCUCAACUGCCCGUGGUCUGGACAUACACAAAUGUCAGCCGAUGAAGAAGCGACCUUUUGAGUGUCCGCAUUGCCCGCAAACCUUCACCCACAAUCACUAUCUUAAAGUCCACCUGUUGAUUCACCCGGCAGACGAAUCCGGCCAGCUAGCGAUCGGUCCCCACAAAUGCACCAUGUGCCGUGCUGGAUUUGAUAACAAGGCGUCGCUCAAUGUUCACAUCAAUGCCCACCUGGAUGAGCGACCGCAUAGGUGUCCAAUUUGCACCUCAAACUUUCGCUCGAAGCAGGCCCUCAAAGUGCACAUCCGGACGCACACGGGCGAGAAGCCCUACCAAUGCCCACACUGCCCCAAGACCUUCUCCGACAAUAAUAACCUGGCCAAGCACCGGCGCCGUCACUCAGACGAGCGGCCCUACAAGUGCCUGGUCUGCCUUCAGGACUUUCGGGAGAAACACCACCUGAAGCGUCAUGUCCUGGGCAAGCAUCGCGAACAGCCAUCGCAGUGAUCGAAUUUAAUGCUAAGGAAUUCUUA